Messenger RNA from Polyodon spathula (Mississippi paddlefish), 2556 nucleotides. It is a transcript of the gene dnajc22, whose product is annotated as DnaJ (Hsp40) homolog, subfamily C, member 22. The transcript is spliced from 4 exons. Gene Ontology annotation, biological process: endocytosis. NCBI's taxonomy places the organism in Eukaryota, Metazoa, Chordata, Actinopteri, Acipenseriformes, Polyodontidae. The record is from RefSeq and is a predicted model, not a curated record. The coding region runs from base 955 to 1995 and encodes 346 amino acids. Gene Ontology annotation, cellular component: plasma membrane; early endosome.
CUACUUUAAUUAAAACACUUGAAUUGUUUAAUAGAUUGAUAGAUACAGUAUAACAAAACAUCUGUAGAUUCAGUUUUUCCUCAUAUAGAUUCAUAGAGGACUGUAAUAGAAAUAUUGAUAGGAAAUACACACUGCAGAUCUAGCCUACAUACUUAUAUGGCAGGCAGCUACAGGAUAGCAGUCACAGUCAAAACACCAGACACAGGAAACAUUUACAAAAGCAGAACAGAAAAUCUACUGGGAGCCAUGAAAAGGUUUAUUUCCCUGGGAUUGUGAGAUCUGGACUGAAAGAACUCAAGUGCAACACACAGACUGGUCCCCACAGCCAUUUCCUCUCCACCAGCACUGUAGGGCUCCCUAUUCUCUCAUUGACUGUGUGUAACAGCCUCUCUGUUCCCCCGAGCAUGCAAUCUGUGACUAUAGAACAGCAACGCCUUCACAACUACACUUAAUAAACCUGAAGCUUGAAGCUGCUUGAAAGCAUCUUAAAUGUUUAUUGCAGCCACUGUACAGUGUUUCUGUUGCUGCACAAAGAACUCAGCCACGAAUUAUCUUAGGCCAGCAAUUUCUCUUUCAACCACAAGGGGGCACCAGACUGUAAAAGAAUACCUCUUUUUUUAAAGCAGCCAGUAUAUAUUUCAUCAUUUCUCCUCAGAGGCAUUGGAUGUAACUCAGAUAGAAUGAUGGCGCCAUGCUAGUAAAAAUCACAUUGAGAACUAAAAUAUUUAUUAGGAUUUCAGUUAUAAGGAAGGCCAGGAGCUUUUGUACUCAGGAAUAAAGGAACAGCCCACUUAACCUCAGACCUGCAGUAUAUCUAAUUACCACCAGGUGGAGCCAAACUAGAAAUCAGACGAGAAUUGCCUACAGAUAAGAAAAAAGAACUGAACCACAUUCUUUUAAAGAACACUGGUGAGCAGAGAUUCUGUUUACCCACAGUGAUCUUCACAAGCAGUCAUGGGGAAGAGGAAGCUGUGGGUAACUUACUGGCUCUGGGCAGUAGGGGGCCCCGUGGGGCUCCACCACGUCUACCUGGGGAGGGACAGCCACGCCCUGCUGUGGAUGCUCACGUUUGGGGGCUUUGGCCUGGGUUGGCUCCGCGAAUUCUUCCGCUUACCUGCCUACGUGGAAUCGGCCAAUCACAACCCGACCACCGCACGAGCAGCCAAUGGAAGGCCCGUCAGAGCUGGGGCCACGCCCCCUCCAAUAAGCCCGGCCCGUUUCGCCGGGCAGGUGUGCGUGGGAAUCUAUUUCGGGAUCGCUGCCCUGAUCGGUUUGUCCUCCCUCAGCGCUUUCUACCUGCUAGUGCUGCCACUGGCUGUUGGCAUGGGCGUCCAUCUGGUCUCUUCUGUGGGCGAGGAGACCUCUGACCUCCGCAAGACCCUGACCGCUUGCCUGGUGACCUCGCCGGUGUUCUACGGCCACGCUCUGGGCACUGUGCCAGUCAGUAUUGUGGCCAGUGUGACCGCAGCUCAGAACCGCAGGUACAAGCCUGGGAUGGAACGAGAGGAACCGCUGGGUGCCAGGCUGUACCGUCUCGGACUGGCAUGGCUGGCGUUCUCGGCGCCCCUGGGUUGCUCCGUGUUCUACAACACCACUGCCACCCUCUCCUACAUCGCAGAUAGUGUCGCCGCUCUGCUGGACUGGCUGUGGUUCUUCCCCUCCCUGCGUUCCCUGCUGGAGUCCUGCCUCCUGCUGCCCUACAGAGCCUUCUCCCUGCUCACAGGGGGCGGAGGAGAGGGGCCGGGGCAGUGGGAGAGGGUGCUGGAGAGGUUUAUCAGCGAGCACAGCCAGAGGAGACUGGCAGCACUGCAGGUACUGGCAGUGAACAGCGAGGCCUCUUUUGAGGAGAUCACUCAGAGGUACCGGGAGAUGGUGAAGACCUGGCACCCCGACCACAACCCACACCGAGUCAGGGAGGCCAGCAGCAGAUUCCUGGAGAUCCAGGAAGCUUACGAGACUCUGCUGAGACUGCACAGACCACAGCGCGGGGUGUGACCUAAUCAAUCAAAUCACACACCAUACACAGACCACAGUGAGGGCUGUGACAAAGCGGGCCAAGAGUGGACUCACACUGACACACACACACACACACAGUCGCACUAACAGAAACACACCAUACACACUGUGGCACUGCCCAAGCAUGUCUCCUCAAUAUCAACAGCUCAAUAAACUGUACUCGAACUUCUCCACUAUCCAUUGACAUCUAGUGCCAUCUUGUGGCGUACAAAUAUAUUGCACGUAUAAAACCCCAAAAAGAAGCCUACAAUUUACAAUUGUAUAUAUUAGCAAAUGUCUUGGUUUUAACAGUGAAGCCAGUCCUUUAAAAAAUCAAUAUGUAUGUAAUAUAACUGGAUUGAACAUACAUGCUAUAAUUAUAAAUGCUGGACUUCUUUGGAACCUGAAACAUGUUGCAAGUGUCGCCCUCUAUUGGUCGUUUUUGGAUACUGAAACAAAUUCACAAAGUUGUUAAAGGAAUUUAAGGAAGUUUACUGACUUUUAAGUUAAAGAUGAACUUCCUUAUAAAUGACUUAUUUUAAAAUAAAAAUAACAUUUUAA